Molecule: messenger RNA, 843 nt
Organism: Frieseomelitta varia
Lineage: Eukaryota; Metazoa; Arthropoda; Insecta; Hymenoptera; Apidae
Product: ubiquitin-like protein 4A
Exons: 3
Coding region: 317-769 (150 amino acids)
Biological process (GO): post-translational protein targeting to endoplasmic reticulum membrane
Molecular function (GO): protein binding
Source: RefSeq, a predicted model, not a curated record
UAUCUCGAGGAGGGAGAAAGGAAGGGAAAGAGCAGAGAUAUCGACGGCACGCCUGUAUCGAUAAAGAAUCGUCCAGUAUCGACCUCUAUAUUUGCACGUUAAGGGAUUUCUGACUACCUGUGUGCAUGUGUGCCCGUGUCCUCGGUAGAAAUAGUUGGAUGACGCCGUGUGUUAGUAAUAUCGUGUAUCGCAAAAUAUAACCUCACAAUAAAAUGCUCGAAUCCCUAUCGGUGUCGUUAAAGGUACUACUCUUGAGACAAAUUUGAUUUUACUCAGUCGCAUUGGCCUAAGGACGCCCAGGCGUGCACGUUACACCAUGAAAGUGAUCGUGAAGAAGCUUCAAGGGAAAGAAUGUGUUGUUGACAUUACACCUUCAGACACAGUUCUUCAGUUAAAGCACAAAGUUAGCGACCUCUUGGGUAUAGACGUUCCACAACAGAGACUGUUGCUUACGGGCAAAACAUUAGCUGAUGAAAAUCCACUAAGUUUCUAUCCAGGCAUCAAGGAUGGGAGCAAGUUAAAUCUUUUGGUUAUUAAAAAGGCGGAAGAAGGAUCCAGCGAAGGAAGAGCUUCGCAUAGCAAGUCUGGCACGCAUCUCUUACGAGAUGAGAUUUCUAGAGUUUUGAGGCAUUAUUACACAGAAUCAGAAACGGAGUCGAUAAUUAAUGAGUUGAUAAAAGACCUGAAAAAUAAAGUGAAUAACCUUAGCUACGAUGACUUAGAACGACUAGCGACCGCACUCCUUCAGGACCAAGAAAACAUAGCUUAAGACGAAAAAACUUCAGUUUCCCAACUUCUCUCGCUUAUUAUUUGAUUAUUGUAAUACACUUUUAUUUAAUUAAA